Molecule: messenger RNA, 2507 nt
Organism: Sorex araneus (European shrew)
Lineage: Eukaryota; Metazoa; Chordata; Mammalia; Eulipotyphla; Soricidae
Gene: LAD1
Product: ladinin 1
Exons: 10
Coding region: 1-2385 (794 amino acids)
Molecular function (GO): structural molecule activity
Source: RefSeq, a predicted model, not a curated record
AUGUCCGUGUCCAGGAAAGACUGGUCGGCGCUGUCCAGCCAGGCCAGGCAGUGGAGUCUGGAGGAUGAGGAGGAGCAGCAGCGUGAGCGCCGGCGACGGAGCCGUGCCCUGAGCUCCAGCAAGCCGGAGGAGGCGAGUCCCCAGCACACGCCGAAUGGAGAGCAGCCGGCCACUGAGAGACUGCGGAGCCCUGAGGAGGAGGUGGCACCCCGGCCCCCCGACCCCGACCCCCAGGAUGAGGAGCAGGACGUCCAGGCGCUGCUCAGGAAACGGCGGCAGAGGCGGCAGGCGGGGGCCCCCGGGGACCCCAUCCGGGAGCAGCCAGAAGCAGAGGAGCCCCCGAGGGCCCCGCCACAGCCUCCUGCGCCCCAGGAGGAGGUGGAGCUGCAGCCCCCAGAGAGACUGAGCCCCGCCCGGUGCAGCCCCUCGGCCCAGGAGGAGAGCCGGGAGGGCGGUGAGCCAGGAGGAGAGAGGAAGGGGGUCUCAGACAAGACGCCCCUGACACCAGAGACCCCCGGCACCGAGAAGCCUGUUUCGGAGAAGGCCUUGGCAAAGAGACUGACCCCCGAGGAGACCCUCCCCUCCAGGGAGUCCCUGGAGAGAACAUCAGCAGGGAAAACUGAGGCCACGGCGCCAAAGCUGGGCCUGGAGAGGAAGCCAUCGGUUCGAGAAAGAUGCAGCGCUUUUGAGAGGCCGCCAGCCCCCAGGGAGACUGGAACCAGCUCUGAGAAAUUCUCAGUUCUAGAAAGAUCCAGUUCCUUCAAGAAGCCGCCAGGCUCUGAGAAGUCCUUGGUUCUAGAAAGAUCCAGUGCCUUCGAGAAGCCGCCAGGCCCUGGGGAGAAAUCCUCAGUUCUAGAAAGAUCCAGUUCCUUCAAGAAGCCGCCAGGCUCUGAGAAGUCCUUGGUUCUAGAAAGAUCUAGUGCCUUCGAGAAGCCGCCAGGCCCUGGGGAGAAAUCCUCUGCUUUAGAAAGAUCCAGUUCCUUCAAGAAGGUGCCAGGCUCUGAGAAGUCCUUGAUUCUAGAAAGAUCCAGUGCCUUCGAGAAGCUGCCAGGCCCUGGGGAGAAAUCCUCAGUUCUAGAAAGAUCCAGUUCCUUCAAGAAGGUGCCAGGCUCUGAAAAGUCCUUGGUUCUAGAAAGAUCCAGUGCCUUCGAGAAGCCGCCAGGCCCUGGGGAGAAAUCCUCAGUUCUAGAAAGAUCCAGUUCCUUCAAGAAGCCACCAGGUUCUGGGGAGAAGUCCGUGGUGCUAGAAAGAUCCAGUUCCUUCAAGAAGGUGCCAGGGUCUGAGGAGACGUCCUUGAUUCUAGAAAGAUCCAGUGCCUUCGAGAAGCCUUCAGCCCCAAGGGAGAAGUCCUUGGUUCUAGAAAGAUCCAGUGCCUUCGAGAAGGCUUCAGCCUCAAGGGAGAAGUCCUCAGUUCUAGAAAGAUCCAGUGCCUUUGAGAAGCCUUCGGCUCCGAGGGAGAAGUCCUCCAUCCUAGAAAGAUCCAGUGUCUUCGAGAAACCACCGGUCCCUGGGGAGAAGUCCUCGGUUCCGGAGAAGUCUGGCCCCUUCGAGCAGCCUCUGGCCGCAGGGAGGCCAGCGGGCACGGACAGGAGGCUGGUGUCUGAGAAGGCACAGAUGUUCGAGAAGCCGCAGGGCUCCGAGAGGGUGUCCCAGGAGCCCAGUCUGGCUCCCAGGAGGACGGGCUUUGAGCGACUCCAGGCCCGGGAGCAGCCAGCCCCUGGGGGAAACCUGUCACCCCCCGGAGGGCAGAGGGCCAGGACCCUUCCCGACAAGAGACCCCCCUGCUCAGCCACGCCCGGAGAGCAGGGCGCGGCCAGCCAGCAGGCCCCGGCCACCCGCUUCCCGCCCGUUUCCUUCCAGGUGAAGAUCCCUAUUGGAGAGGACAAGGCGGACAUGCCCUCCCCCACCCAGGGCACCCCCGACACCCCGGUCAGGUGCUCCUCCGGCUACACCCGCAUCACCGUCCAGAUGAGCCCCCGGCAAGAGAACGCAGAAACAAGAUUAUUCCGCAGUGCCAGCAUGAAGACCAGUAGCAGCACAGGCAGUGGCGAGAAGGUGCAGGAGAAGAUGCAGAAGUACAACUUGGCCGUCCAGCGAUCAAACUCCAUGAGAUGCCCUGGCGCCUCCCGCACCGAGACCCCUGUCAUUCCCACGAGUGCCGCCAACGUGGCCAACAGGCGCCACCUCUUUGAGAAGGAGCUGCCGAGCGGGAACCGAGCAGACCGCGUCUCCAGACCGAGGGACAACCUGAAGCUCCAGGGGGCCGUGACGUCCAAGAUGACCCUGUUCCUCAGCAAGUACCAGGCGCCUCCUGAGCAGGACCUGCAGGAGGCGCAGGAGGACACGGAGGAGCGGCGGAUAGAGAGGUUGGACGAAGUGGUGUGAGGGUCCAGGUGGAGCCACACAGCUGCGUCACCGCCUCGGAUGCCCGCCGUGCCCCCCAGCGGCACCCACCUCGCGCCGCCCCUGAGCCUGCUCUGCACUCUUGGGGAGACAUGGCCUGUGCC